Durusdinium trenchii is the source of this 3678-nucleotide messenger RNA. The record is from the annotation of a GenBank genome assembly. NCBI's taxonomy places the organism in Eukaryota, Dinophyceae, Suessiales, Symbiodiniaceae.
AUGGCGGCGGCCGAUGGGGUGGAGUUCGCGCGGGAGCAGCCCCUGCUGCAGCGGGAGGAUGUGGAGUCUCCAGAAGAUCGAUCCUGCUGUUUGAGCAGGCUCCUCUUCUGCUGGGCCUUUCCCGUCUUCUGGCGCGGCUUCCGGCGCGGGCGCACGGACUUGCCGGACCUGCCGCCGGUCCCCGAACGGGAUCGACCACUCCGGCUUUCACGUGAAAUCCAGUCCUUGGUCACUGGAUCGCGGGAGUCACGGUGUAUGCCGUGGCUUGGGCAGAAGAUCUUCAGGGUUACGCGGCCCGUUUUCCUGCGAGCCUGCGUUUGCCAGGCCAUGCUUGCAACCUGCAGCUGUAUUCAGCCUAUCAUUCUGCACAGCUUGCUGGAGACCCUCAGCUUGCCUGAGGAGCAGCGGAAGCAGAGUUUGGCGCUGAUCCUGCUGAAUGCCCUGGGCGUCGCUGGAGCAGUGAUGGGGCAAUGGAUCUUCGCGGAAUAUGCCUGGACCAUGUUUGUCCGUGCUGACCUCGAAGCACAAGUCUUGCUGUCCCACUUGGUCUAUCGCAAGAGCCUCUUCUUACGGCUGGAGGAGUCCCCCUACACGGUCGGGGACCUGCAGAACCACUUCUCCACGGAUUGCACGAAGCUGGUGUUGUCCUUCUUCCACUGGUGUCAUGCGGAUCUGGUCAUCUCCGGCUGCACCUUGUUGGUGGUCGCCUGGCAUCUCACCAAGCUCAUUGGCUCUGCCGGGCUCAUGGGCAUGCUUACCGUGCUUUCGUUUGCGCCCUUCCAGUUUGUGAUCCGGCGGCGUUUGCGAGUGGCUGCCAAGCGGAUUCAGGAAGCACGCGAUGUCCGUGGCCGGCUUUGCAAUGAGUUCUUGUCGGCGAUGCGGGUGGUGAAAUGCUUCUCCUUGGAGCCCAUGGCGCUGGAGAUGCUGGGCGGAGCCAGGGAUCGAGAAUUGGAGGCUCAAUGGUUCAAGCGGAAGGUCUUUCCGUUCCAAAACUUCCUCGGAAGCUCCGUGAGCCUCUUCGGCACCAUCAUUUCCUUCCUCUGGCUGGAGCUGGUGCUGGAUAAGCCAGUGGAUGCUGCGAUUGCCUUCACAGUGCUCUCCUGGAGCGCAUUGCUGAAGGACUCGCUGAUGGCGGUGCCCAACCAGAUCGCCACCCUGCUCGACUGCUACGUGAGUGUGCAACGCAUCCAACAGCUCUUGACCUGCCAGGAGGAGGACACUUCCUGGCUUCAACAGAGUCCAGAAACGCUCCAGGAGAUGUCCCACCAGUCCGAUGCGGAGUUUAUCCUCCAGGAGUGCAGUAUCGGCUGGCCGCUGGACGAAGAGACCUGCCGAGGGAUUCAAAAGCUGAACUUGACGGUGAAGCCACAGGAACUGCUGUUGAUCUCGGGUCCCAUUGGCUCGGGGAAGAGCACUCUACUGGAGGCCCUCACGGGAACUCGGCCCUUGCUCUCCGGCACCUGCUGGCGUCGAGGUCGACCGAUGGCCUAUGUGGCUCAGCGCCCGUGGCUGUUGAACGGCACGCUGAUCGAGAAUGUGACCUUUGGCCACGCGUACCACGAGCAAAGGAUCCAAGAGACACUCGAGAGCUGUGCUUUGCUGCAGGACUUGGCGUCGUUGCCGGGGGGCCGAAGCACCUUGGUGGGCGAGGAGGGCGUCCAACUCUCGGGGGGACAGAAGCAGCGCGUGGCGCUGGCGCGGGCGGUCUACAGCGGUGCGGAGGUGGUGCUCCUGGACGACGUGCUUUCGGCGCUGGACGCCCACGUGGGCAAGCAGAUCUUCGAGGCGGUCAUCGCUGGAGCGCUGCGCAGAUCGACGCGACUGCUGGUGACGCACCAGCUGCAGUACUGGUCACAUCCGGAGGUGAACCGCAUUUUGCUCCUCCGCGCAGAUGGCAGCUGCCACUUUCUGGGAAGCUAUCAGGAACUGGUGAAAGCGCAGAUCCAUGAGCUCACGGCACUGCAGUCCGAAGAAGCCGAGCACGGCAAGGACGAAAAGGAGAACGGAGACGUGGAGAAGGAGAAGUCGCAGGUGAAAGCCGCCGACGCUGAGACCGUGAGUCGACACCUGGAGUCUCAAGAAGUUCGACGAUUAGGACAUAUCCUCAAGGCUGACCUCAUGGCCUAUGCCAGAGCUUGUGGAGGCUUAGGUGGUGUGUCCACCAUUGCCUCUUUGAUGGUCGUCUACUAUGGUGCGCAGCUCAGCUCCAGUUUGCAGCUGGCCUUUUGGUCCAACGCCAACGUGCAGGCGGAGGAUAGCGGACACCCUGAGGCGCGGGAGGCUAGUCGGAGAUACUUGGUGCAGUACAUGGCUUUGUGCCUCCUGACGGGCUGCAGUUGCUUUUGCUUCUUCUUCGGCAUCCAGUUGGUGGCCCUGCGCGCCUCCAAGCGGCUUCAUGACCGCUUCAUGCAAGGCCUCAUGUACACGCAGCUCCGCUUCUUCGAUCUCACCCCCACGGGCCGCGCGCUGAACCGAUGCCUCAAGGACAUGUCCACCAUGGACGAUCGGAUGCCGGCAGCCUUUCGAGAGCUCUUCGAGUCCUGCAUGAAUGUGUGCAUCUCGGUUUUGAUCCUCAGCCUCUUUGCAUGGCAAGCUUUAGUGGUCGUCCCACCGUUCUCGGUGCUCUAUUGGAUGACCAUGACGGUGUACCGCUGGCCCGCACGGGACUUGCGGCGCUUGGAAGGCACCUCGCGAUCACCAGGAAUGAGCCACUUUUCCGAUUCCAUCAAAGGCGCUCGGACGGUUCGAGCCUAUGGGCAUGAAGCGCGCUUCCUGCAGAGGAACCUGGAGCUGCUGGGGCAGAAUCAGCUGACGACGUACUGGUUCUGGGUCGCUCAAGCCUGGGUCUCCUGCACUCAGGAGGUGUUGGGGACGCUGGCGCUGGCGGCUGUGGCCGGCGUGAUUGGCUACCGGGCCUAUCUGGGCAGUCUGAACCCAGGCUUGGCAGGCUUGGCUCUCUCCUAUGCCAUGAGCAUGCCACGGAACUUGAUGUUCCUCUCACGGCGCCUGGCGACCAUGGAGGUGGAGUUCGUGUCCAUCGAGCGGGUCAUGGAAUACACCCGGCUCCCGCACGAAGUGACUGACACGCAGCCCGUGGUGGACGACGAGGACGCCGAGGACCUGCUCCGCGAUGCGACGUGGGCGGUGAGGGCCGAGGGGCUCUACUUGCGCUAUGACGUGGAUGGGCCAAUGGUCUUCAAUGGCUUAUCAUUGAAGAUCGAGGUGGCAAGUAGCUGUGCCCUGGUGGGGCGCACCGGCUGUGGGAAGAGUAGCUUCCUGAGCGCCUUGGUGCGGCUGUACCCCAUCUGCGGCGGAAAUCUCUACGUCCAUGGUCAGAACGUGCAGAUUUUGCCGCUGCCGGUGCUGCGCUCCACGGUCCGCGUGCUCUUACAGGAUCCCAUCUUCUUCUCGGGGACGAUCCGCUCCAAUCUCCUCUCGCGCUCACCAGCGAUUGUGGCAUCGCUGGAUGAAGAUGAGGCGCUGUGGCAUUACCUGCGGCAAGCGGGACUGGAAGACCGUGUACGGCAGCUGCCAGAUGGCCUCGAUGCCAAGGUGGAGGAGAACGGGCAGAACUUCAGCCAGGGAGAGCGGCAACUGCUGUGCCUGGCGAGGGUCUUGGUGACCCCCAAGUGCGAUGCCGCGAGCGACGCGGCGCCACCGCCGCGGAUCUUGCUGUGA